Molecule: messenger RNA, 804 nt
Organism: Helianthus annuus (common sunflower)
Lineage: Eukaryota; Viridiplantae; Streptophyta; Magnoliopsida; Asterales; Asteraceae
Exons: 1
Coding region: 1-804 (267 amino acids)
Source: RefSeq, a predicted model, not a curated record
AUGACGAACAAAAAAGCCCAAGACCCAAACCUGUAUUGCGAUUUCCAGAAGGAUACAAGUCAUCUGACUGAUGACUGUAUCAGCUUAAGGCAAGAAAUUGAAAAAGCGCUGAAAAGCGGGAAGCUGAGCCAUCUGGUAAAGAAUGUGCGCAAGGAGACGCGCCAGAUUCAGCGCAACGAUGAUGGAAACCAGAAGAAAGUUAGGCGUUUGGAAACACACAUGGUCAACAGACCAAUAUAUAGCGCAAGAAAUAAAGGCAAGCGACCAUUCGAACCGACAUGGCAAGAGCAACAGGUUAUCUUCCCGGUAGUACGCGGGGGUCCACGUGCCACGUGCCCCGUCGUCAUUACGGGUAUUAUCGGUCAUUACAAAACAGAAUACAUAUUCACUGAUCCGGGAAGUACAGCCGAUAUCAUCUACGAGCAAUGCUUUAAUCAUUUUGAUGAAGAAGAUAAAGCGAGACUCGAGCUGGUCGACUAUCGUCUGUCAGGAUUCUGCAACGAAGUGGUCUUCCCGUUAGGCCAAAUCAGCUUCCCCGUCAUGCUAUCUGACGGGAAGCAUUCAAGAACCACAACUGUCAAUUUCAUGGUGAUGCCUGUCAAAUCAAGGCAUGAUAUUUUGAUUGGGAGAGAAACCCAAGGAGAGCUAAACAUGGUAACCUCCACACCCCACUCAGCCAUCGGGUUCCCAACCGAGACGGGGGUGGCGAUUAUCUAUGCAAAGAAGGAAGUAAUGUCAGCAGAGGAUGUGCGUCCAACAAAAGCGGCAAAAAUUCAACGACCGAACCAGAAAAGUGGGUUUUAA